This is a messenger RNA of Triticum turgidum subsp. durum (durum wheat), 615 nucleotides long. NCBI's taxonomy places the organism in Eukaryota, Viridiplantae, Streptophyta, Magnoliopsida, Poales, Poaceae. The record is from the annotation of a GenBank genome assembly.
AUGAUCUUCGCCGGAACUGAGACAUCAUCUAUUACGCUGGAAUGGGCCAUGGCGGAGCUCACGAGAAAACCCCAGAAAAUGGCCAAGUUGCGGGGCGAGGUAACACGAGUCACCAACGACAAGUUGGCCAUCGAAGAAGAUGACCUUAGCAGGAUGGAGUACCUCAACGCGGUGUUGAAGGAGGGGUUGCGUCUCCACCCACCAACACCACUUCUCAUCCCACACGAGUCGACGACGAUGUCGAUCGUCCAGAGCUACGAGAUCCCGGCAAAGACGACACUCUUUAUCAAUGUGUGGGCAAUCGGGAGGGACCCCGUUGCGUGGGGUGAAGGGACGGAGGAGUUUUGGCCUGAGCGGUUCUUGGCCAACGGUAACGCGACAGACGUGGACGUGAGGGGAAACGACUACCAACUCCUCCCAUUUGGUGCCGGUCGACGACUCUGUCCCGCCAUCAACUUUGCGAUGCCGACGCUAGGGAUUGCGCUAGCUUGCCUCGAACGCCACUUCAACUGGGGUCUCGCCGUUGGCACGUGUCUGGAGAUGGGCGAGGCCCCGGGGCUGACCACACCUCCGUCGACUCCGAUGCGCCUUGUCCCCAGAUGCAUAACAACUUAA